AUGUGACCGAUGUACAACGUUUAAAAUCAAAACAUCAAAAGAAUACCGAAAACAAGGGUGAAAAUAGGCAUGUUUCUUUUAUAAGACGGUUACAAGCAUUUACAAAUUAUUUGGGUGCAGAUGAAGAUAAAGAUGACGAAGAAAUUUCGGUGCAGGAUGAUAUAUAUAUUAUCCAUUCACGAGAUAGUUCACCUACUAUUAAUGAUAAUGACGAAACUGUACAAAAAAAGAUUAAUGAAAUUGAGACUAGUAAGGAACACUAUGAAACAAUAGACGACGGCACUGAUAAUGAAGAUAAUUUCAUCCCUUCCAACAAAGUCGUGAAUGAACAAAUUAAAUCACAAAAAUUUGCAGAUGAACAGUUGGAUGAGGAAAUCAGAAGUUUAUUGCAACUUGUUGGCGAGGCAAUAUUUAGACAAUUUCAAAGGCAGGACUCUACAUUAUUUCAAGCCUCAGAAAAUGCUAUAAUUCAUAGUGAGACAAAAUUAACUCAAAGUUUGGAAAAACAGUUUGAACGCAAGCGUGAAGUAUUGAAUACAUACAGGAGCAAUUAUACAUUAAUUGCAUCGGAAUCUCAACAAAUGAUGAACAAAUUGAAAGAAGGAAGAAAUGAUCUAGAAACUUUGGAACAGACCUUGAUUGAUAUGGAAAAAAUGGAUUAUGUAAAUAAAGAAAUGCAAUAUAUACAAAAUCAUGAACUUUUAAACAAUUUACACAAUGAACGUUUAACAUCUUUUUAUUUUUUUCGAAGUGAUCUUUGGGAUAGUUCCGAAAAUGAUCUUUGGGAUGGUUUUGAAGAUGAUCUUUGGAAUGGUUCCAAAGAAGAUUUUUGA
Molecule: messenger RNA, 833 nt
Organism: Dentiscutata heterogama
Lineage: Eukaryota; Fungi; Glomeromycota; Glomeromycetes; Diversisporales; Gigasporaceae
Source: the annotation of a GenBank genome assembly